Mytilus californianus (California mussel) is the source of this 2699-nucleotide messenger RNA. RefSeq lists its product as uncharacterized. The record is from RefSeq and is a predicted model, not a curated record. NCBI's taxonomy places the organism in Eukaryota, Metazoa, Mollusca, Bivalvia, Mytilida, Mytilidae. Bases 54 to 1505 code for a protein of 483 amino acids. Gene Ontology annotation, cellular component: membrane. The transcript has 6 exons.
GUUAACUUCCUUGAUUAUAAAACAAAAAUAACAAAACGCUCAAGAAUGUCUUUAUGAUGUUAUUAGCAUCGGAAUUAGUCAUCAUUUUAGUGAUUUAUGUAAAUGCAAUAUCGGGAAUUGUAAACAGUAGUUGUACUUUCGAUAAUGGUGGGUGUGGUUGGUUAGUAAGUGAUAAUGGUAAAUACAAGUGGAAACGUCAAAGUGGGAAGACUCCUGAAUCUGAUACAGGACCGGAAAGAGAUCACACAACUGCAUCUGAAAAUGGUUCCUAUUUUUACACGAUAUCUCAGGGUUCGUCGAAAGAAAACUAUGUAAGUGAUCUACAGUCUGGUUUGAUUAAACCGAGUCCAUACCAGUGUUUGACAUUUUGGUAUCACAUGUAUGGUAAACAUAUCAACACCUUACAAGUAUUUGAAAUGAAAGAUGAACACAACAUUGAACUGUGGAACAAAUCACAAAGUCAAGGGAAUAAAUGGCAUUUUCAUUCACUGGCAUUGAAAAAUAUCGGCCCAUAUCGAAUUAUGUUUAGAGCAACUCGUGGUAAUGGGAAAAAAAGUGAAAUUGCUGUUGACGAUAUUUUUAUUAGCAACACCGUCUGCAAGAAAGUAAGAGAUACCAGUGUUAGAAGUGAUACCAGUGUUACAAGUGGUACCCGUGUUACAAGUGGUACCAGUGUUACAAGUGAUACCAGUGAUACCAGUGAUACAAGUGAUACCAAUGUUACAUGUACAAGUAAUAUCAGUGUUACAAGUAAAUCAGCAACAGGUUUAGUUGUCGGCUUGGUUAUUGGUGGUUUAUUACUAGCAUGCGUUGUAAUUGUGAUUGUUGUUCUUGUUGGAAGGAAAACAUUCAAGAGCAGACCAAGAGAAAAAAUUAGAAACAAUCUCGGAACAAAUGACUAUAUUGGAGUUCAAGACAUAGCUUUACCACUAACCGCCAAUCAUGCCAGACAUGUGCAAAAUGAUGCCAACAGUAGUGGUGUUGACAGUACACAUGCUCAUGCUAAAAUCAUCAAUGUAAAUAAAGAAAGGGUACAGGCGCAUGCAUUUGCAACUCAUCGGAACACAACAUUAUCAGACAAUCAAUGGCAAAAUGACAAUAAACAUUCGAUCGUGGAUCAGACAGCUGAAAAAAGUAUUAAUGGGAAUAUAGACGACGAUACUGGAACAGCAGACAGUUAUAUAGUAUUAGAUCCAACCGAGACAGGUUUCAAACGGACACGAUGUUCUAACACUCCUUCAGGUUAUGAGUUUGUAAAACCGGUUAAUGAUACGGGGAACAAAAUAGGCGAUGCGGAUCAAUAUGCUCUAUCUGAGGACGGAGUCUACGACCAUUCGGAAAAUAAUCGUCACAAAGAAUUAGAAGAUAACAUUUACAACCAUGCUGUUGAUACUAUUUAUGACUCUGGAAGUCACAAAAGAAAUGACGAAGGGAGGGAAGACACCUACGAUCAUUUCUUUGGACAAAAAACAGAAGAUGAUUAUGAUAUUUCAACAACGACAUGAAUCCAUGCAUAGACAUGAUAUAUAUGCAUUCAGAUAUUUUGUAUAUGUAUACAUUUCAUUUUAGUUGGUGGCCGCUGCUGAUGCGGCGUACAGCAAAAAACCAAUGAAUCAACUAGUCGUUUAAUUUAUUUCACAUCCGGUAUUCGUUGCAAAGUAUGUCACUGCUCUUCCACAUAAGCUAGCAUAGUAAAGAAUAAAUAACAUUUUUUUAAAGAGUUGAAUGCAAAUAAAGGCGACAUGGCUCGUGACGCUGAAAGGCGUCACUCGGAAGUACAAGUACCAAAUACAACAUUUAACCUUUAGUAUGCCAUAACAAAGAAUGAAAUACUAGGUUGUAUUAAGAUUCUUUAAAAAAAGGCAACUUUAGAUUACCAAAUUGUAAAUGAGUCUUUGAAAUCUACAGCAAACCCGUUCCCCUAUUUAUAUCUAAUUGUUUCCAACCGUGUAUUUGAGUCUGCUCAAAUACAACAGCUAUGAUUAGCAGGAGGAAUAUAACCAUUUGUCUGUAAGUUUCUUUAAGACUCCUUCUUUGAAAUAGUAAGAUGUUAGAUGAAAAAUCUCUAGUGUGUUUUAUUAGUAGACUUUUAGAAGCCCUUUAGUAGAGGAUAUCGUACCUGAUUAAUGAUUCUUAACAAUGUUACAAACAUUUAAAUAAGAAAAAAAUGUCACUUAUAUGUAACCAAAAAAAAUGUUUUGUCAACUGUUAUCAUGGUUAUAUUCUCCAUCGAAUAUUAAAAUAAAACUUGUCAAAACUGUAAGAACUAAAACAAUUAAUAAGAAUAAUAAAUAGAAAAAUGAAUUCUCUCUAAAAACAUUCAGUCAAGAAGACAACAAUUACAUGUUCACGAUCUUUACACUAAACAUGCUAAAGGUCAUAUUUUCCUGUUUUACUAUAUAUUGUUACCACACACAUGUACAUAUUUACACAUGACUUGUAUCUUUGUAUAUUAUUGCUUUUUUUUUGUAUAACUUUAUAUCAGAAUUUUUUUUAUCAGAAUAAGUUAUAUAUAUAUAGUAAAAUCAAUAUCUUGGCAAACUUAAGAAUCUCAGUCUUUCAAUUUUUAUCUAUUUAAAUAAAAUCUCAGCUUUAUGUGUUUAUUAUUAGAAACUCAUUUGACAUCAAAUGCCCUAUUCUGAACAUGUAACAUCAAACUAUAGGCAUGGUUGAACCAAGAUAAAUAUACUUUAAAUGAA